Molecule: messenger RNA, 2055 nt
Organism: Colletotrichum acutatum
Lineage: Eukaryota; Fungi; Ascomycota; Sordariomycetes; Glomerellales; Glomerellaceae
Product: triose-phosphate transporter
Exons: 3
Coding region: 1-2055 (684 amino acids)
Biological process (GO): UDP-glucose transmembrane transport
Cellular component (GO): Golgi apparatus; cis-Golgi network; endoplasmic reticulum-Golgi intermediate compartment
Molecular function (GO): antiporter activity
Source: RefSeq, a predicted model, not a curated record
AUGCCCCAAUCCUCCUCCUCGCCCUCCGACUCGACUUCCUCUUCACUUGUGCAUGUCCUGCUGCCUCCCGACCCUAGCCAAUCUCAAUCUCAAUCUCACUCUCAACUUCAAUCUCAAUCUGCCUCUGUUUCCGUCUCGGGUGCUGCCAGUGCCGUGUCAUCCUCCCCCGACCCCAUUGACCACAACGACGCCCUCCCCUCCUCAUCCUUCUCCUCACACGACCACGACCACGACCACCACACUACUGAUACCACCAACCGUCGCCUCCUGAGCCCGUCACCUCUGCUCCUCCCACCACCCACCGCACCCUCGCCUGGACACGCGAUCACCACGGAUAACACACCUUCGAACCCGGAUGGUCCACGGCCACGAGACGUCGUUACCGCUCCUACUGCCCACGCAUCGUUGCGCCAGGGCCCUUCUUCUUCCUCCCUCAACACCGCCGCUCGAGAGCACUCUCCUCCCGUCACCGCCGACGACGACGAGAUCGAAAUGGAGCCAUUGAAAGGAACCGGUCACCGCCGGCGCCGCAGCUCGCUCAUGCAAAGUGCCGGCGCCAGCAACCACCAAAGAGUCCCGUCAAGGAAUCAGGGGAACAUGCUGGAAGAGCCAAAGAUAUCAGAGGAGGACCUUGGAGCAACACCAUCAGCAUCCAAGAAUAUCGACGACGACAGCUUUUCCGACGAGGAUCUCCAUGAUGACGAGGAGACGGGUCUGACCAAAAAGGAUAAGAGGAGGAAGAAGCAAAAGAAGAGGAACAACACCCGGUUAGAUCAGCGCUUCGUCCGCGGCGAAAUCUCGGCCGAGGAGAAGAAGGAAGCAGAUCAAAACGUCUUUAGGAAAUCCGCCGUCAACGUCGCCCUGAUCUUGCUCUGGUACUUUUUUUCUCUAAGCAUCUCACUGUAUAACAAGUGGAUGUUUGACGAGAACCGCCUCAACUUUGCUUUCCCUCUUUUCACGACGGCCUGCCACAUGUUGGUACAGUUCGGCCUCGCAUCAUUAGUGCUAUUCUUAAUACCCUCCCUGCGCCCGUCCAAUGGAGUGCGCAACUCAGAUUUGGGGCGCUCGCGGCACGAAUCCGAGCCCGAUCGACCUCUCAUGACCAAGAUGUUCUAUCUGACACGCAUUGGGCCGUGUGGCGCCGCUACCGGUCUCGAUAUUGGACUCGGAAACACCUCGCUCAAGUUCAUCACCCUCACGUUCUACACCAUGUGUAAAUCGUCUUCCCUAGCGUUCGUUUUGAUCUUCGCCUUCUUGUUCAGACUCGAGAAGCCCACAUGGCGCCUUGUGGCUAUCAUUGCAACAAUGACUGCGGGUGUCGUUUUGAUGGUGUCAGGAGAAGUCGAGUUCAAAGUCAGCGGGUUCAUCCUCGUCAUCUCUGCGGCCUUCUUCUCAGGAUUCCGAUGGGGCCUGACACAAAUCCUGCUCCUUCGCAACCCGGCAACGUCGAACCCCUUCUCCAGCAUCUUCUUCCUGGCGCCCGUCAUGUUCCUAACGUUGAUCGUUAUCGCCAUCCCCGUCGAGGGUUUCCCCGCUCUCAUCGAGGGCCUGAAGGUCCUCGUCGCCGAAUGGGGCGCCGUCACAACGCCGCUGUUCCUGCUCUUCCCCGGAUGCAUCGCCUUCCUCAUGACAGCCUCGGAAUUCGCUCUGCUGCAGCGUACCUCUGUCGUGACGCUUUCCAUCGCCGGUAUCUUCAAGGAGGUCGUGACAAUCUCCGCCGCCGCCAUCGUCUUCAACGACCGCCUCACGCCCGUUAACUUUGUCGGUCUCGUCACCACCAUGGGCGCCAUCGUCGCGUACAACUACAUCAAGAUCACUCAGAUGCGCGAGGACGCCCAGAAGGAGGUUCAGCGCGGCCACAUGGAGGUUGCGCACGCCUCGGGCGCCUCCUCGAGCGGCAGUGAUAACGACGACGCCAGCGGCGAGGAGGCGGGCCUGCUGAGAAAUAGCACCGAUUAUGAGGACAACCUCGUCACUGCCGACGGCGAUAUUCUGCCUAACCCAGGACACACCGCGCACGAGUCAAGGACAGCCCAGGCCCACCGCGACAACUAG